AGGCUUGAAUACCUAUGUUCCCUAUCACUAAAAUAUGGAAAUAACUUUUACAACCUGCAAAAAGUGUGUUUUCCCUUAGUAUUGUUGUCUUGUUUUCCAGUGCAAAUGUCUCAAGAUUCUUAAAUCAAGGCAAAAUGACAUAAGAAGCCUUGUUUUUUGUGAAAUUAAGUAGGUUUAUGAUUAAAACAAUAAUACUUCAAAGGGUAAACACGUUCAUACCUCACUGACAAGAUAUUUGUCUUGUUUUAAACUCACUUAAUUUUGUUCAGUUUUUCAAGAUUUCGAAUUAAGACUAUUUAAAACCUGCAGAAACUCUUUAGAUUACAGAUUACAUGUCUGUUAACGAAUUACAGCUAAAUCGGAUGUUUGGCGAAACCGCUACCUCUGCUGGUUGGAAGUCGCCAGUGCAGUUCACGCAUCCUGUGUUUCACUCACUGCAAGCCCAGGAACCAGGCCAACAUUACAUCAGUGUAACUGCUGAGAUGUCUCCGCAAAUGUGAUUUAACAUAAGAAUGUGUCAACAUGAUGCACUCACUUCAAAUUCAUCUAAAGUGUUCUCCGUUUGAUUACUACGCUAUUCCCAUGAGGGACGCUGCGUGUUGAUUGGGCACUUCAUGUAAAGAGUUAAUAAACACACGAAGGACAGCAUUUUUUAUUUCAAACGUCAUGCAGAAGGGCGUGAUAAACCCUACUCCCGUCCAAGAUAAAAAUCUCACGUUGCUGGGUAACACUGGAAAUAAAUAAGCACAAAAUAAUGAGCACGCAGCCAUCAUAAACAAAAUAUUGUUAAGCAGAUUAGUCCCCACUUAUCCCGCUGCGUUCAUGCGCGCUUUCCAGAGGCUCAGAGUUGCCUCCUUCGUCCUCGUCUUGCUUUCUGUUCGCAAUCUCCCCAGAAUCUGCGCGAGGGAAGACGGGUGCGCAACAGCAGAGUCUGAACGGCUUGAUACCGCGCGAACGGAGAGGAAUCAGCAGAGCGAGGAAGAAUAAUGAUCCCGGAUCUUCUUUGCGCCCAGAGGAGAAAACCGCAGCAAUGAAUAAAUAAACAGGGCGGUUGUAAAACUCCGCGCGGAUCGGCCAGUCGUGACCACGGGAGACUACGCAUGUAAGAUCGUUGCAUGUCAAUUCAAGUAAGUCAGCGCAUGAGAAGACCUCCAGCCGCAUAGUCGCUCUCAGAAUGCGGGCGUGAGAAGAAAUACUACGGCGGGGGAAUUAAAGUGCAACGGCGGGCGAGUGAACGUCUUGAGGGCCAGGGGGUGUGUGCGACUGCAGGACACUAGCAUGUCGAACCGAAAGCACCGGGACAACCAGGAGAUAUGCGCCCGCAAGGUCCGAGAGCUCGCCCAGACGGGAGUGAACAAGCACUGCUUCGAGUGCAGCCAGCCUGGGGUGACUUACAUCGAUAUCACCGUGGGCUGCUUCGUGUGCACCUCAUGCUCUGGAAUGCUGAGAGGGCUCAACCCACCCCACAGAGUUAAAUCUAUUUCCAUGACAACCUUCUCCCAACAGGAAGUGGAGUUUUUGCAAAACCAUGGCAACGAGGUUGGAAGGAGGACCUGGCUCUGCAUAUUUGACCCCAAAACAGAUGGCUGUUUUGACGCACGUGACACACAGAAGCUGAAAGAGUUCUUGCAGGACAAAUAUGAGAGAAAGAAAUGGCAUUUCUCUAAAAGCAAGAUCCGCAGGGAUGUGAAUGAGUCACCCUGGGCUCCAGGGGUUCAGGCUGUUCCAGCUCCACACGGACCCGCUCAGAAUCAGCCUCCACCUGGACAUCCUCUGAACCCCACAGCACGGCCCACCCGUACACUGUCCCAGUCCCAGUUGUCAAUAUGGGACAGAGCUCCUGCUGUCUCCCCAGCUGAUAGCCGUACUGAGGUGUUCACUGCCAGGCCAACUCGCUCACAGAGCUUCAGAGAUCAUCCCAUUAAAGACACAUUGUUAAGUGGUGUGGAGAGACAGAGGCCAGGAACAAUUUCUUCUGGAAUGGGACACCAGAAUCAUCCCUCCUCCUUUCCAGCCCUUCCACGUCCUUCAGCAAGUAGCACUUUCAAAAACAGCUUUACUUUAGGUCGCACUCUGUCAACUGGGGGUGGAGCUCCAUUUAGAGCCUUCCCUAAAUCGCUGAGUUUGGAUUUUGGGGGUCUAAGCCACGCCCACAACACUCUAAGUUCUGCUGCUCCGCCCUCUGCCACUCAGGAUAAGUAUGCAGCCUUAUCACAACUUGAUAAAGUGUUCUCAGACAACACACCUGUCACAGCCAUUACAACAGCUCCCUCUGAUGGACCGCCUCAGUAUAGCACUCUCUUUAGUAACCGACUAUCCUCCAGUUCCACUCCUGCAAGCUCCCCAGGUGUUCCAGAGGCCACCUCUGGAUCUCAAACGUUUGCAAAUUUCCCAAACCCCUUCAAUUCUACAGCCAGUUGCGCCCAGCCUGUUCUGUCUCCCAGUAACCCCUUCAAAAGCACAGCCUCAGAUGAUGCCUCCUCCUCCUCAGCCGUCUUUCCUCAGUCUGUCUCUUUUCCUGCACCCACCACCCAAAGUGCUUUUUCACACCAACAGUCUAGUAACCAGGAAGCAAACGGUUUCAACUCAUUUCCUGCCCCUGAGUCUGUCCCUAAAGUCCCACGACCAAUGUCUGUCAACCCUUUUACUGGGAAUGUUUACCCGAGCAGAGGAGCAUCACUGAACCCUUUCAUCUGAACCACCUCAGCCAUGGAGAAAGAAGAGAGCGAGAGGAGCUUGUUUACUUUGCCAUACCUACAGAAAACACCCAACACUUCUGUGUGUGUCUUCAUGUAUGUUUAAAGGUGUGUGUGUGUGUGUGUUAGCAGAUAUUGUACAUGUAACUAUUUGUACACACUUUGUUGUGUGUGUGUGUGUGUGUGUGUGUGUGUGUGUGUGUGUGUGAGUGAGUGUGAGUGAGUGUGUGUGUUUGUACGUGCCCUUUUGUACCAGACGCUAUAAAUUAAGCUUUGUGUGUGUGUUUGUGUGUGUGUGUGUGUACAUUUGUGUUGGUUUUGCCUAAUAUCAGAGGAAUCUUUCUGAUAAUAGGACAACUUCAGAUGAAAGGUGCUUAUGAGAGCCAUUAACACUCACAAACACACACACAAGCUGCUGCUUUGACCUUUCCACACAGUAGAAGAACUUCUCGUGCCAAUAUCGCCCUAACCUGAGUGCCCGCUUACUUCACUCAGUCACUGAGGUCGACACAUUACAAUAAAAUAGUAGCUUCAGAUCAUCUCAGUAAUGCAUUUCUCCUCAGUGCCGAUUUGGAUUAAUUGAUUCAUAUGCAUGUUAAAAAGACGGCAUAAACAAAACAGGCAUUUCCUUCACUUUUCGCUGUGUAUGUAUGCCGGGCUUGUUUCUAUUUAUUUUGACAUUGACGUUUCAUUUCAAACGUUAAUAAGUAUUUGUGUGUGCAUUGUCGAACUGCAUGCGCUUCUCAAGCUGAGCAGGAAGCUGCUGAAUGUACUGCAGUUUCAGUUAUGAGGGAAAAAAAGUUUCUUGUAUGGACCAAAAAUUGUCUAAUAUCGUCAAGUUUUCUGUAUAACGUAGAGAUGGUUUCUUUUGCUAAAGGAUUCGUAUAGAAUGUCUUUGUAUCAAGAUGUAUCCAUAUGCAUAAAGCUAUCCAUAAUUGUUGUGUCAGUGUGUAUUGUCUGUGUGAUGCAAAUCAAACUGAAUUUGCUGCUUUUGGAAUUUCAUGCAAUAUCUUUUUAUGACAGCAUCAUUUAUAUUUUUCUGUGAAGAUCAUUAUUGCAUUUCGAAUGUAUUUGCACUCUAUGAUCAUUAGGGCUUUCAACUGAAAAUUAAAAUGAAAAGUAUAAAUUUCA
Onychostoma macrolepis is the source of this 3827-nucleotide messenger RNA. It is a transcript of the gene agfg2, whose product is annotated as ArfGAP with FG repeats 2. The coding region runs from base 1279 to 2697 and encodes 472 amino acids. The transcript has 14 exons. Lineage: Eukaryota; Metazoa; Chordata; Actinopteri; Cypriniformes; Cyprinidae. Gene Ontology annotation, molecular function: GTPase activator activity. The record is from RefSeq and is a predicted model, not a curated record.